CCCGCGCCCCCCGCCGCCCCCGCGCCGGCCCCGCCAUGCGCAGGGAGAUGAACGGGGUCACUAAAAGCCGCUUUGAGAUGUUCUCAAACAACGAUGAAGCUGCAAUCAACAAAAAACUGCCCAAAGAGCUGCUGCUUCGAAUUUUCUCUUUCCUAGAUGUGGUCACUCUGUGUCGUUGUGCUCAAGUUUCCAGGGCAUGGAAUGUCCUGGCCCUGGAUGGCAGCAACUGGCAGAGAAUUGACCUGUUUGAUUUCCAGAGGGACAUUGAGGGCCGGGUAGUGGAGAACAUUUCCAAGAGGUGCGGGGGAUUCCUGCGCAAGCUGAGCCUCAGGGGCUGCCAGGGAGUGGGGGACAACGCCUUAAGGACCUUUGCCCAGAACUGCAGGAACAUUGAAGUGUUGAACCUCAAUGGUUGCACCAAGAUCACAGACACCACCUGCACCAGCCUCAGCAAGUUCUGCUCCAAACUCAGGCACCUGGAUUUGGCUUCCUGCACCUCCAUCACCAACCUGUCCCUGAAAGCACUGAGUGAGGGAUGCCCGCUGCUGGAACAGCUCAUCAUCUCCUGGUGUGACCAAGUGACCAAGGACGGGAUCCAGGCGCUGGUCAGGGGCUGUGGGGGGCUCAGGGCCCUGUCCCUCAAGGGCUGCACCCAGCUGGAGGACGAGGCUCUCAAGUUCAUCGGUGCCCACUGCCCCGAGCUGGUGACCCUGAACCUGCAGACCUGCCUGCAAAUCACAGACGAUGGGCUCAUCACCAUCUGCAGGGGCUGCCACAAGCUGCAGUCCCUGUGCGCUUCAGGCUGCUCCAACAUCACCGACGCCAUCCUCAACGCGCUGGGCCAGAACUGCCCUCGCCUGCGGAUCCUGGAGGUGGCUCGCUGCUCCCAGCUCACCGACGUGGGAUUCACCACCCUGGCCAGGAACUGCCAUGAGCUUGAAAAGAUGGAUCUGGAGGAGUGUGUGCAGAUCACAGACAGCACCCUGAUCCAGCUCUCCAUCCACUGUCCAAGGCUGCAGGUCCUGAGUUUGUCCCACUGCGAGCUGAUCACGGACGACGGGAUCCGUCACCUGGGGAACGGCGCCUGCGCCCACGACCGGCUGGAGGUGAUCGAGCUGGACAACUGCCCCCUGAUCACUGAUGCCUCCCUGGAACACCUCAAGAGCUGCCACAGCCUGGAGAGGAUAGAGCUCUACGACUGCCAGCAGAUCACACGGGCUGGGAUCAAGAGACUCAGGACCCACCUGCCCAACAUCAAAGUCCACGCCUACUUCGCCCCGGUGACCCCCCCGCCCUCGGUGGGCGGCAGCCGACAGCGCUUCUGCAGAUGCUGCAUCAUCCUAUGACACUGGAACUCCUCCCAGAGUGGGGCUGGAGCCGCGCCCGGGCACUCCGGGGACAGCAGAACCUCGGAGGAGAGAUCCCGGUGUCACUGCUGGGCUGGGCUGGGAUCGCUGUGCCGGCUCCUCCCUGCGGGGAUCGGGCUCGUCCUGCUGGGAAUUCCUGGGGAAAACCCUGCGGGAAGGAGGGCAGGGCUCCCCCAGCCUGGAGGGGCUGGUGCUGCUGGGGAGGUUGGAGAAGGAGCCGAGGUCCUUGGAAAUGGGAGAGGAGAGAGAGGAGAGGGGAGGAGUUUGAACCUUGAAAUCCCAACAGAGCUGGGAAGCCCAAACAGUUCCAGGGUUGAUUGUCAGGAGGGGAGGGAACAGGAGCUGCUCAUUCCCUGGGAUCCAGAAUUCCCUGAGCUCCAGGAUUCUCUUGGGAUUCAGGAUUCCCCUGAGCUUCAGGAUUUCCCUAAGAUCCAGAAUUUCCCUGGGAUCCAGAAUUCCUCUGGGAUGCAGGAUUCCUCUGAGCUCCAGGAUUUUCCUGGGAUUCAGGAUUCUCUUGGGAUCCAGAAUUCCCCUGGGAUUCAGGAUUCUCUUGGGAUCCAGGAUUCUCUGAGCUCCAGGAUUCCCCUGAGCUUCAGGAUUUUCAUGGGCUCCAGAAUUUCCCUGGGAUGCAGAAUUCCCUGGGAUCCAGGAUUUCCCUGGGCUUCAGAAUUCCCCUGGGAUCCAGGAUUCCCCUAAGAUCCAGAAUUCCCUGGGAUCCAUAAUUCCCCUGAGCUUCAGGAUUUUCCUGGGAUCCAGAAUUCCCCUGAGCUCCAGAAUUCCCCUGGGAUCCAGGAUUCCUCUGGGAUGCAGGAUUUCUCUGGGAUCAAGGAUUCCCCUGAGCUCCAGGAUUCCCCUGGGAUUCAGGAUUUUCCUGAGCUCCAGAAUUUCCCUGAGCUCCAGAAUUCCCUGAGCUCCAGGAUUCCCUGGGAUCCAGGAUUUUCCUGGGAUCCAGAAUUCCCCUGGGAUCCAGAAUUCCCUGAGCUCCAGAAUUCCCCUGAGCUCCAGGAUUUCCUGGGGAUCCAGAAUUCCCUGAGCUCCAGGAUUCCCC
Molecule: messenger RNA, 2415 nt
Organism: Catharus ustulatus (Swainson's thrush)
Lineage: Eukaryota; Metazoa; Chordata; Aves; Passeriformes; Turdidae
Gene: FBXL20
Product: F-box and leucine rich repeat protein 20
Exons: 15
Coding region: 36-1346 (436 amino acids)
Molecular function (GO): protein binding
Source: RefSeq, a predicted model, not a curated record